AUGUUACGCUUAUUGUUCACUGCCCUGGCUCUGGCCUGCCACACUCUGGCCAUCUCACCGAUUCACGUGAAAGGCUCCAAGCUGUUCACGGAAGGAGGCUCUCAAUUCUUCGUCAAAGGCAUCGCAUACCAAUUAGUUGAGGACGACCCACUGGUGAACACCGAGCAGUGCAAACUCGACGCUGCCCUGAUGCAGGAACUGGGCGCCAACUCCAUCCGGGUGUAUCACGUGGAGCCCAAUGCCGACCACGACGGGUGCAUGAGAGCCUUUGCGGACGCCGGCAUCUACGCCUGGAUCGACCUGGACACCUUCGACACGUACAUCUACUUCGACGGCAACCCUCCUCGCUGGACUCAGACCAUGUACAAGGCUUACCAGAAGGUCAUGGACGCCUUCCACACCUACGACAACGUUGCUGGCUUCUUUGUCGGCAACGAGAUGCUCACCGUCGGCGCAGACAGCACUGCCGCAGCGUACGUUAAGGCCGCCGCGAGGGAUAUGAAGGCCUACAGGAAGAAGAUGGGGUAUCGGGAGAUUCCUGUGGGCUACUCAGCCGCCGACAUUGCUGAUCUGCGUCCCAACUUGCAAAACUACAUGGCUUGUGGUUCCGAUUCCACUGAGGCAUUGGAUUUCUACAGCUUGAAUGCGUACGAAUGGUGUGGUGAGACCACGUACGAGGAAUCAGGAUAUAACAUGCUCCAGGAGAACGCCAGCGACUACAACAUCCCUAUCUUCUUCUCCGAGACCGGCUGCAACACGCCGUCACCUCGGACAUUCGACGACCAGACCGCAAUCUUCGGUGAUGAGAUGGCCGACACUUGGUCUGGCUCAAUCAUCUACGAGUGGAUUGAAGAGGCCAACAACUACGGCCUGAUCUCCUACGCCGCUCCUCAAGACCCUACUGCGACCGCCUCGAAUGUCGUCGACGGCUUCGUCCGGGCCGGAACUCCAACCCCCAUCUCUCCUGACUUCGAGAACCUUUCGAACCACUGGGCGACUCUCAACCCGACUGGCGUCUCGGAGAACGCCUACAAGCCUUCCGCAUCCCCACCACCGUGUCCGACCUUCACCUCUGGGAUGUGGGAAGUGAAUGGUGACGCGCCUCUGCCCACGAUCGGUGCCAAAGCUGCUACCUUCACGUCCGAUCUGACCUCCUCAAAUCCGACGAAGGCGUCACCACAGACGACGGCGAAGUCUGAUGUGGCUUCGGCCUCAGCUGCGUCAUCAUCAUCCACCAGCAGUGCGGCGGCGCCUACGAAGGCGUUUCCCUUGUCUUUGAAGAGGCAGGUGGUGAUCUUUAACGGCGAGAAACCGGAGAGUCCCAAGUCCAAGCUGUUUGACGUGGGCAUGAUGGCGCUCACCAUGGUGAUUGCCGCAGUGGUUCUGUAA
This is a messenger RNA of Saxophila tyrrhenica, 1389 nucleotides long. RefSeq lists its product as uncharacterized. Gene Ontology annotation, cellular component: plasma membrane. Gene Ontology annotation, molecular function: 1,3-beta-glucanosyltransferase activity. The coding region runs from base 1 to 1389 and encodes 462 amino acids. The transcript is spliced from 3 exons. Gene Ontology annotation, biological process: fungal-type cell wall (1->3)-beta-D-glucan biosynthetic process; fungal-type cell wall organization. NCBI's taxonomy places the organism in Eukaryota, Fungi, Ascomycota, Dothideomycetes, Mycosphaerellales, Extremaceae. The record is from RefSeq and is a predicted model, not a curated record.